This is a messenger RNA of Tigriopus californicus, 3521 nucleotides long. RefSeq lists its product as uncharacterized. The transcript has 4 exons. Gene Ontology annotation, biological process: adenylate cyclase-activating G protein-coupled receptor signaling pathway. NCBI's taxonomy places the organism in Eukaryota, Metazoa, Arthropoda, Copepoda, Harpacticoida, Harpacticidae. The coding region runs from base 518 to 3418 and encodes 966 amino acids. Gene Ontology annotation, cellular component: membrane. Gene Ontology annotation, molecular function: G protein-coupled receptor activity. The record is from RefSeq and is a predicted model, not a curated record.
AAGUAAGGCCCCUAAUCGACUCUCAAAUCUCAUUGCUUGAGAACGUCAAGUCAAAUCUCUGGCUAAUCUUUUCUUUUCAGGAUCCCUCAUUAAACAAACUUUUUUUGUAACAUUCAUUUUCCAUGAUGCUUGAUAAGGUUUCCAUGAUGCUUGAUAACUAAAUGUGAUUCAGCAUUGGCUUUUGAUUCACAUUUUGGUUGCUCCUCAUUCACUUUGGCUAGAGAAACAACCAUAGGUAAUCGAAAGCCAUUGCUAAGCUAGGGAUCCAAUAAUCCUUAGGACUAGGAUAAUCAACCUUAUCUAUUCAACAGCCACUGAAAGUAACGGGGAAACAACCACCCUCGAACCCGUGACUUAUGCCCCUGAGGAGGCCUUAUACAAAAUCACAACCGACUACCAUUGGCCGACGUUCAAUCUCAAUGCUACUCAAACGGUGGGUGACUGGACCCCUGGGAAAGGACUUGGCUAUGGGCCCUUUGGUUUUGGCACCUCUGUUAAAUUUGGACCGGAGACCUGCAUGGUGGAUUCGAGUUUUGUUAUCCCAGGGGACGAAUGUCAAGUGAAUCCCUUGUACUGCAACGAUGGAUUGUCUUUCUCCAUCUGGGAAAAGAUCACUUACGAUAGCAACAUUCUCCUUGACACUGGUGAGGGCGCCCAAUCUAAGAAGUACAUCAUCAGUAGUGGAGCAGAGUAUGAUCCCGUUACCGGCAGAGCCUACCCCGGAUUUGCCAUCUAUCACCAAGGUGUGGAUUUGGUGGACGUGGUUAGCACCGGUGAAGAAGUAUGGGAACUACGCGUGACGGGUCAACUUCACAAUGACACUUGGCAUAACAUCGGGAUACGUUUCACCAAGCCCGAUCUCACGGAUACUAAAACUCCCAUGCACAAAUUGGGAGGCUUGGAACUCUUUGUCAACCUGGAACGGGUGGGACAUUCGCUUCUACCCGAGUUCACAGAGGCGGGGUCCUCGAGCUUUAGCCCGGUCGAAGGAUAUACCAUCAACGGAUCACCACCCCCGGUCAUCAUGGUUGGGUGUCAUUAUGAUCAUGCCAAUGCGAAAUUUGAUCAUUUCUCGGGAGCGGAAUUUGACGAGAUCGCACUUUGGUCCCGGAAACUGGGAACAAAUGCCACUCACGACGAGACGAUCUUCUUUUUCGGUGGUUUUGAAGCCGAAUUCACCAAGGUUAAUCCACAGCAGUUCAAGGCUCUCCUCAACAAUGCGGACCUGGCAAAUGACCACGAAGCUGAGAUUGCCAAUGAGAUCUUGGAGGCUAUGCUGCUCACACAACCCACAACCGUCCCACCCAUUCCAACUCGAACCACAGUGGUAGGUGGGAACGGAUCCGCAGGCGGAGGUACAAGUCCAUCCACCGCAAAAGAUGCUAAGACCACCACAGAUCCUAAUGCCAAAACCACCACGAGCGCGAGAAGUAGAUUUGAUACGGCAAAAUCCAUGUUGGCCCUGCAAAAUGUGAUGAGCACAAUGCUGAACGUGGACAAAGUUUCUGGUAUUAAAUCACCAUCUCGAGUGGAAGCGAGAUUCCCUUUGGCGAUUGUAGCCAGUAAGAUUGUGGCCGGAAGCACUGCUAAUAUCGACAAAUGGAACGCAGUCUACGAAGAGUACCCGGAAAUGGAGGGAGCUCCUCGCACCAUUCGAGAGCUUCAAGAGUACAUGGUGGCUUGGGUGGGAGCCACGAACACCUCGAGUGAUGAGGCCACGAACUUCUUCAAGCCAGACAGAGAUGCCAUGGAAUACGCCACUUCCGGAGAGGAUUUCGUCAUGAAUGCACACAAAUUACCGCCUAAGGAGUUCCGACGCGAGAUUAGACUUCGAUAUCCGAAAUACGAUGGAUUGGAAUGGCUGGUUAACAAGGGUAAAUGGCCAAAUGCGAAAGAUUCAUUUACCAUACCGACCGGGAUGUUUAAAAACCAGGAGGGUUGCAAUGAUAUUCCGGUCUCGUUUGUGACGAGCAUUUUCAACAACUUGGCGAAAGUCUUCCCGAGAAAAAGAAAUCCUGCUCAUAUCCGUGGCGAUGAUUGGGAGGUGGAUAGUAAGGUCAUUACGGUUAAUGUGGGAGCUUCUGUGGAUUCAGCUGACUACGACGAAGCCGAUUUGGAAACCGUCAAACAAUGUCGAGCGGACCCAGAUUAUAUGAGAGAAAACCCAAUCCGAGCCACUUUCUAUCAUAAGGAAGCUUCCUCGGCUCGAUUGCAAUCUCGACACCUCACCUCAACAUGGUUUUCCUCUACCAAUCGCGAUGGAAUCGAAGUUCGACAUUGUGUCUGGUGGAACGAAGGGUUCGGCUCAUCAGGAGCUUGGGACCCGGUGGAAUGCAAAGUCGUGGAAACGAGUGACGAAAAGACCACGUGCGAAUGUCACGAGUUCGGCUCAUUUGCCGUCAUUAGGGAGCUCUCACAGCCCAUAGAAAUUGACGACGACUGUUUCAUUCUCCAGGUCUUAAAGUACAUUGGCAUUGGAUUCAGCGUCAUUCUUCUCUCUGGCAUGAUUCUGGUAAUUGUGGGCUCCAAAAAGGUCUGGGAUAUGUUCCAUGUUCUCAGAAUGAACAUAGGAAUUUGUUGGAACUUUGCCAUCUGCCUGCAUAUUCUAACCGAUUUCGACUCGAUCCGUGAUGAUGAGACUCCCAAUCUUGUGGUUGGUUUCCUCAUGAUGUAUUGCUACACGGCCUCAGCCAUUUGGACCUUCUGUGAAGCACAUGCCACCUUCAAAGCCUUCACUGCUGGAAUUAUCAGUGGAAGAACAAAGAUCUACUAUCCGUUGGCAUAUGGAGCUCCAUUCAUACCCUUGGGAGUGUUCUUCAUUCUCUACAAUGAGGACCUCGGUCUCGAUCCGAGAUGCUUCGUUGGCUGGAACGAUGAAGCCAAAGCGAUGUAUAUCUUGUUUAACGUGGGCGUUUCUGUGGCUGCGGUAGCUUGCGCUAUUGUAAUUCUCUUCAACAUGGCGAGACCGCAAACGAAACGAACCAAUGUGGUGAUGGAUCUUCGCUCUCAGGCCCAUGGUACAAUUUGGGUCUGCUUCAUAACCUUAUUUCUUUGGAUUUUCGCCGGGAUUACGUACCUCCACGAUCGAGAAGGUGACCAACCUGAUCCUUAUUGCGUAUUUUCCGUUCUCUUGGGCUGGUUUGGAGUGAUCUUGUUCCUACUUUUGGGGGUGGCCUCAAGGAAAUUUCGCCUAGGGGUGAAGAGCAGGCAAAAGCCCAAGAACAAUAUCGACGAAAGCCAUGUGGUUUCUGACCAGACUAUAGAGGAAUCCAUUCCUGAAGAACAAGGAGCAGAUGGCAUUCCUGAAGACACAGGCGAUCCAGAAUCCGCUCAUGAAUCCGAGGACGACAACAACAUCGAAAAUGACGAAGAAGCACAAUGGGACCAACCGGAUCUGCCCAUUCCAGAAGAGGCGUAAAGCCUCUGCAUCAUUUUGCACUUGAACGAAUUAUCUAAACUGAACCAGGAUGACCCCCAACCGAUAAAUGGACCUACAAAUACACUAUUAUGUUGAAGCAUGA